Molecule: messenger RNA, 2104 nt
Organism: Lycium ferocissimum
Lineage: Eukaryota; Viridiplantae; Streptophyta; Magnoliopsida; Solanales; Solanaceae
Product: polyamine oxidase 2-like
Exons: 10
Coding region: 351-1817 (488 amino acids)
Biological process (GO): polyamine catabolic process
Cellular component (GO): peroxisome
Molecular function (GO): polyamine oxidase activity
Source: RefSeq, a predicted model, not a curated record
CUCAAUAUUCCAAAUUCUCUCUCCGAUCAUAACAAAUUCCAUUCAUAAAGAAACAUAUUGUUUCAAUUCUGAUCAGGAGAGAGAAUUUUUUUUUUAAUUACGAUUUUGCCCUUUUGUUUUUGGAAAUACGUAUGUGUGUAUUGAUCAAACUGGGUUUCUCUUCAAAUUCAAAUCUAUUCAUUACUUGCUUUUUAAUCUUUAUUCUCCAUUUUACCCCUACUAAGAUUAUUAUUAUUAUUAAUAAUAACUCAUUAAUACUGAGAUUGUUAUUAAGAUUUAAUAUAUCUUAAUCCAAUUAAUAAUUCUGUAUUUUAUUGGGUUGAUUGUCAAUAAUUCCAUUUUAUUAGCAAAUGGAUUCUCAAAACAAGAGUAAUCGUCAGCUUCAAAGAGCUCCUUGCUUCUCAAAUGCUGGACGGAGGUAUGUGGCUUCGCCAUCUGUCAUUGUAAUAGGUGGUGGUAUGGCAGGCCUUGCAGCUGCUCGGGCUCUUCAUGACGAGUCAUUUCAGGUGGUUGUGCUAGAAUCACGAGAUAGAAUUGGAGGCCGAGUUCACACUGAUUAUUCUUUUGGUUUUCCUGUUGACUUGGGUGCAUCAUGGUUGCAUGGCGUCUGCAAUGAGAAUCCUUUGGCACCUCUUAUUGGAAAACUAGGAUUGCCUCUCUAUCGAACAAGUGGUGACAAUUCAGUUUUGUACGACCAUGAUCUGGAAAGUUACGGGCUUUUCGAUAUGGAGGGUAACCAAGUGCCCCAGGACUUAGUCUCAAAGGUUGGCGAGACUUUUGAGAGCAUUUUGAAGGAGACUGAUAAAAUUAGGCAAGAAUUUAGUGAAGACAUGUCUAUCAGCCGUGCUAUAUCAAUGGUUUUUGAAAGGAGACCCGAUUUAAGGUUGAAUGGCCUUGCUCAUAAGGUGUUGCAGUGGUACCUAUGCAGAAUGGAAGGCUGGUUUGCUGCAGAUGCGGAUACCAUAUCACUCAAGUGUUGGGACCAGGAAGAAUUGCUACCUGGUGGGCAUGGUCUUAUGGUCCGGGGAUAUAAGCCUGUCAUCAAUACACUAGCAAAAGGGCUUGACAUUCGCUUAAAUCACAGGGUUACAGAAGUUUCUAGACGUUAUAAUGGUGUGACGGUAACAGUUGAGGAUGGGAGUACUUUUGUAGCGGACGCUGCCAUUAUUGCUCUUCCUCUUGGUGUUCUAAAAUCAAAUUGCAUCAAGUUUGAACCAAGAUUACCUGAAUGGAAAGAGGCUGCCAUUAAAGAACUUGGUGUAGGAAUUGAGAACAAGAUUAUUUUGCACUUUCAAGACGUGUUCUGGCCAAAUGUUGAGUUCUUGGGAGUAGUUGCAGAAAGCUCAUAUGAGUGCAGUUACUUUCUUAAUCUUCACAAGGCUACUGGCCAUAAUGUCCUUGUUUAUAUGCCUGCUGGGCAACUGGCCCGUGACACUGGGAAACUGUCUGAUGAGGCUGCUGCUGAUUUUGCAUUUACACAACUUAAGAGGAUUCUUCCCAAUGCGACUGCUCCUAUUCAGUAUCUUGUUUCUCGUUGGGGUACAGACAUAAACUCACUGGGAUCAUAUAGCUAUGAUAUAGUAGGGAAGCCGCAUGAUUUAUAUGAAAGGCUUAGAAUACCAGUAGAUAACCUAUUCUUUGCUGGGGAGGCAACGAGUGCAGAUUACCCGGGUUCCGUGCACGGUGCAUAUUCAACUGGAUUAUUAGCUGCUGAGGACUGCAGGAUGCGUGUCCUAGAACGACAUGGAGAGUUGGAUAUUUUUCAGCCGGUCAUGGGUGAGGAAACACUUAUUCCCAUUUUGAUAUCCAGAAUGUAAACUUGUAGGGAAUAUACAGAGAAACAUUUUAAUUUAGACGCGACAUGGGAUUGAGCUGACACCAUAUGACUGGCUGCUUAGUGAAAAAAAUGUUGAAAUCACAAGGUUUCUAAAUGUGUUUUUCAGCAUCAGCUAAAAGCAGGCAGUCUUUCCUUGUCGUAAAUUUAGCAUUUCCGGGUGAACUGGGCAAUAGAGGACAUUUUUGAUGUAAUACAGUACUAGAGCUGUGAACUGCAGCCUGUGUUUAAGAAGAAUUAUCAUUUAAUGAAUUCCAUAUUUUCGUGUAA